GAGAGCAUAAGGGAACUGGACCAGUGUCAGGCCAGUCGGGAACUACAGAUUGCAUCGCUUUUGGCGCUUAUAUUUGCCCACAGAAAAUGCCAAGUCAUAGAUAAGGAAACGGUGACUCAAUUGGAAAAUAAAUUAAGAGAAAACCGAAAGCAAGCAAAUGAAGCGGGAUUGUAUUUUGCUGGAUUAUUUUUACUGUUAUCGGGAAGACUGGAAAAAGCGAAGGAAUAUAUCGAUCGUAUGAUUAAAAUGUCUUCAAAUUACAAAGAGGGCUUAAUAUUGAAGGGAUGGUUAGAGGUAUUGUCGGGCAGUGAUGAAGACAUUACUUCCAUGAAUCACUCGGCUAUGAAUUAUUUUGACAUCUCAUCCAAAUCGUACAGAUUCAAUGAUCCGGAAGUGAUUAUAGGAAAAGCCAAAGUGUUGGAGAAGAACAGCUCGUUUAUAGCGGGUGUGGAGCAACUAAAUCAGGCCAUUGUCUUAUAUCCACGAUUCUUACCGGCGUUUAUCGAGAAAAUGAAACUUCAGGCGAGUCUUAAGGAUUGGGAACAAACGGAGGGCUCGAAACUGUUGAAUGAUUUACUGGAGGACUGUAGGGACACACCGGACGAGGGGAGGAUUAUGAUAGCAAACGCUCAGUUGGCAGAGGCCAGGGGUGACAUCGACACUGCAUUGAGUCUAUUGCGGGACAUAAAGCUAGAACACGGCGACCAUUUCGUGCGCUCCCGGGAACUCAUGGCUCUCAUGUAUCUCAAGCAUAGGAAAGACCGACGACUAUAUGCCGGCUGUUAUAGAGAGAUAUUGGAUAAAAAGCCGACGACUCAGUCAUUCCUAAUGCUAGGCGACGCUUAUAUGCAUAUUCUGGAGCCCGAGAGAGCCAUUGAAAUCUAUGAACAGGCGCUCAAAAAGAAUCCCAAGGACUGGAUUCUUACCAGAAAAGUGGGACAGGCCUUGAUUAAAACACAUUUCUAUGAAAAGGCUGUCACGUACUAUAAAGCGGCCAUUAAAACUAGUGGACAAAAUGCCUUCCGAUACGAUUUGGCGCACCUAUUGUGG
Messenger RNA from Oppiella nova, 1050 nucleotides. The record is from the annotation of a GenBank genome assembly. Lineage: Eukaryota; Metazoa; Arthropoda; Arachnida; Sarcoptiformes; Oppiidae.